AUGAUUUCACAAUCAUCAUCAGACAAUAACAAACCAACCACCAAAAUUACUUUAAAAACGCAUUACAUUCCCGUUCCAUCCUAUUCUCAGUAUCAUCCAGAUGAAUAUGCCGUGGAUGGAUGGUAUCAUGAAAAAUCCGAAGCCUAUCUUGAUGAUGAUUAUUAUUUAGAUAUUUGGAAUGAAUUUGGACCAAAAACAUUGAGCAAGAGAAAUUUCAUGGUGGAUGAUGUCCAUCUCAUCAAGAUUCCUAUGGAAAAUAGAAAUAAGAUCAUCAUGGUACAGAAUAAUAGUAAUACCAACGUACAAAUUUCAUCAUUGAAAGAAUCUACUGGUAGGUCCGGACAUGUACUUUAUCAUGGCAAUCAAUUCAGAUAUAUUGAUCUCGGAGGACCUUACAGUAAAGAGUUUUUAAUGUUGGAUGAGAAAGUUUGUGAUGUAUGGUUUGAAUAUGUUGAUAACUAUUCAACAUGGAUCAAUGUUCAGGAUCAUCAAGCCUUUUACAAAUAUGCAGCUCACAUUUGUAUUGAGAAUUAUAGAGUCCAUCCAAAGUAUUUGCACUAUUUCAGAAAAGGACAUUUGAUUUAUGGUUAUGAUGUAGUGAAUCGGUUUAUGGUAGCAUUGGAUGAUGCAAAUCAUGGAGUGGAUUUUCAUCAUGCCUUGUAUGAAGGAGAAUACUUGACUUACAUGUACCCAUAUACAGACGUGAAUUUCUUUGGAUUUUUUACAUCACUGGGUCGAUUUAUGUUUCCAUCGGGUGAUCAUAUUUUCGUUCUUGAUAAAUAUGAGAAUGAACCUUUUUAUGCUCGAUCAUUUAUGGCACACGAUUCAGGGUUCACAUUGUUUUAUAUCAUUAGUCAUCGAGGGAAUUUAUUUCGAUUGGAAAAGCAUGGAAAUAAUAUUUCACUCGUGAGAGAAGAUUCUAUCAAGGACAGCCUCUCGUACAUGACCAAACUACGCAGAGGAACAUGCUUGUUUAAGACGAAAAGUGGAGAGUGGAUAUUUAAUAGUAAGGCUGCCAAGAGCAAUUCAUUUCCAUUUCUCAAAUCGAAACAAGUAUUUGGACGAUUGGAGAACAUUCACAUGUUGCUUGGAUUAAAAGAGAAAGAACGUAGAAAGACCAAAAGCAACAUUAGAGGACGUAACAUUAUUUUAGAAGAAAAUUUACUUCCACAAUGCAUUGAUAUUAGUGGUGAUGAAGAAUGUGUCAUUGGGUUUUUAAUGGAAGAUUUUUCGUUCUAUGUGUCCAAUGUUGCAGACUCCAAGAAGAAGCAAUUGAAAUUUAUGUUUACAAAAAUUGAUGUCUUGCAAUAUUUGUCUUCUUUUGGCCUUACGAGAUAUCAAUGGACCAAACCAAGUACUUCCUAUGAGCAACGACGGCUGAAAAUUUAUUUAACUGAAGCUAAUUCUAAAAAUGUUGUAAUCAGAGCCUAUGUGGAGAGACGAUCAAUUGUCACCCAUGAAUUACUGAGCUUGUUCGACAAACUGCACAGUAGAUUGUCAGAGGCAUUACAAUGUACGGAUCCGUUAUGUGAUAUCAAACUCACUACCCAGGAAAUAAAAGAAAAUUAG
Molecule: messenger RNA, 1569 nt
Organism: Naegleria lovaniensis
Lineage: Eukaryota; Heterolobosea; Eutetramitea; Acrasida; Naegleriidae
Exons: 1
Coding region: 1-1569 (522 amino acids)
Source: RefSeq, a predicted model, not a curated record